This is a messenger RNA of Pieris napi, 3767 nucleotides long. RefSeq names its product DNA repair protein complementing XP-C cells homolog (gene Xpc). Gene Ontology annotation, molecular function: single-stranded DNA binding; damaged DNA binding. Lineage: Eukaryota; Metazoa; Arthropoda; Insecta; Lepidoptera; Pieridae. The coding region runs from base 194 to 3433 and encodes 1079 amino acids. Gene Ontology annotation, cellular component: nucleotide-excision repair factor 2 complex; XPC complex; cytoplasm. Gene Ontology annotation, biological process: mismatch repair; nucleotide-excision repair. The record is from RefSeq and is a predicted model, not a curated record. The transcript is spliced from 10 exons.
CCCAGUCAAAUUAGAAAAAAUAAACAAGCCUUAAACAAGUCGGUACAUGCUUUUAAAAAUACGUAAUUUUAUAAUAAUUAAUUAUUCACUAUUGAUGAUUUUUUUAUUAACUUUAAAUGGUGCCCACAAUUUAUUACAUUGUAUAAAACAAACAACAUAACAGAUAUUUUAAACAACAAUAUCACAAGAAAAUAUGCCUACUACCAGGAAAAAGGUUACAAAAACUGUUUAUAAUGAAAAUGAUAGUGAGCCUGACGGAGAUUUUAAUGAUUCUGGAUCUGAUGCAGUUAUAUCCUCAGCAUCUAGCUCCAAUGAAGAAGAGGAACAAAAUUCAUCGGCUGAUGAGUUUAAAAACACAAAGAAACAGAGACGGUAUCAUUCGAAGGUUCAGACUCCAAGAGUAAAACCACAUUUUACAAAAUCACUUCUAGCAACAAUACAAAAACAAUCAGAUAACACAGAAAAUGAUGAAGAAGCUCCAUUAAUAUCUGUUAAGGAUUUAACUGAUGCGGAUAAACUUCUGCCCCUACUCAAUCUCUCUGAGAGUGAUAGCAGCGACGAUGAAGGGCCAAAAAUUAAAACAGAAAAGAAAACUCCUAAAACAAUGUUCUCACAAAUUGAAGACUCGGACAGUGAGAGUACAAAGGUUGAAUAUAAAGAUGUUUUCUCAAAUCUCCAAGAUGACAGUGAGGAAGUAGCAAGAAAAACAUUCUUAGAAUUAGAGAAACAUAAAAAUAAAAUUGAAGAGGCAAAAACAUCAAUUCAAAACUAUUGUAUAGAGAAUUGCAAAAAGGAAUCGAAUGUGGAAGAUCUUCUUGCUUUAGGUGGUGAUGUUCUUCCAGAAGAACCUGUAAAAACUAAGAAAAAGACAAGGAAAGUAAAAGAGGACAGUGAAUCAGAUAUGGAAGAUUGGGAGGAAGUUAAUGAAAGUAAACUCCCAACAAAGGAUGGCAUUGAGUUAUUUGUGGACAUUCCUGGUGCAUGUUGCAGGAAAUCAAAAAAGACUUUAGACGUUGAGAUGAUGAUGAAAAGAAAAAUGAACCGAGUAAAGAAAGAACAACAGCUUAUAAUUCAUAAAGUACAUGUAUUGUGUUGGCUUGGCCACGGUAACUUUGUAAGCGGGGUCUUAAAUGAUCAAGAUAUUUUAUCUGCAGCACUUUCAAUGGUUCCAUCCAAAGAAUGCUACCCAGGGCAACGAGUCGAUAUGAAGUAUUUAGAACAAAUAACUUCAUGGUAUCACGACAAAGUCAUUCUAAAACAAGAUAGACACGAAAACAAAUUCAGGACUAAAGCACCUCCAUUAAAGAACAUUCUCCUUGAACAAAUUAAAAAGAAAGUUUUCUCAACAAAGAAAUAUAUUGUCUAUGUAUUUGUUUCUAUGCUAAGAUCUCUUGGCCUGCAAUGCCGUGUUAUGUUUAAUUUUGUUACUGUUCCAAUAAGGCCACCAAAUUCAGAACUGUACUCUUUAUCCACAAAAGAUAAAACAGAAAAUGAUAAAAAUGAAGGUGAUGGUAAUAAGACAGAUAAAAAAGGAGUAAAGAAGGAAAGUAAAAAAAUAAAAAUUCCUCAACUAGAUGGUAUUUAUGAUGAAAGUUCCAGUGAUAGUAGUGAUGAAAUGGCCAAUAUUACUCAAUUAGAUGGUAAUGAUGAUGUUUCCCCAGUUAAAAGAAGGAACACGAGAAGCCAAAAAAAUAUUGAAAAUAAAGAUGUUUCACCUCCUAAAAGAGCAAGAAGAAAUAAAGAAAUGGAAAAACCGAAGGAAGAACCUGCAGAAAAGCCAAAGAGAAAUGUAAGAAAAAAGAAAGAUCAGACAGAGGCAAAUGAACCACCAAAAAUAGUUGUCACAAACGAUGAAAACGUCUCCAGCCAAUAUUUUGAAACUGCAAAACCAACAGUUGAAAUAACUAAACGUAAAAGAACAAGAACAACAGGUGCAGCAAAGGUACAAGAAACAAAGCCAAGAACUAAAAGCGCGCCGGGGACAUCAAAUACAAGCAAAUAUUUCGAUGAAAAUGUAAAAACAAGAUCAAGAAAAAAAGAUGAUAAUCAAAGAGUUAGUCAUAGAGAUUUAAAGAAAGAGAUACCGAAAGCUAAAAAUGAUGUAACAGAUGAUUUGGUGCAUAUCUUAAAGAGUAGAGUCAAAGAAGCAAAGGAACAAACGAAGAGGUUAAAAGUAAAAGGUAAAGUAAAAGAAGAAUCAGAAGACAGUGAUUAUCUAACAGUGGAAUCUCCUAAACGAAGAAGAUCUAAUAGCAGUGAUGAAUUUAAACCGAGCAAAAUCAGUCCGAAACCGGGAACAAGUCGCAAAGUGGACAGAAGAGUGUUCUCCACAGAUGAUGAAAUUCCUCAAGAUAAAAUUAAUGUAUGGUGCGAGGUGUUUGUGGAGGAAUUGGAACAAUGGGUAGCGGUUGAUGUUGUUAGGGGAAAGGUGCAUUGCGUUAAUGAGAUAUAUAGUAAAAGCACACACCCAUUAACAUACGCAGUCGGUUGGGAUAAUAACAACUAUUUGAAAGAUUUAACGCGCCGUUACGUGCCUCAGUGGAACACGGUUACGCGGAAACAGCGCGCUGAUAACGUUUGGUGGAAUACAGCGAUAAAGCCCUGGCUCGGACCGAAAACCGCAAGAGAUAGAGAGGAAGAUGAGAGAUUGGAUCAGAUGCAAUUGGAAGCGCCGUUGCCGAAGGUUAUUUCUGAGUACAAAAACCAUCCGUUAUACGCCCUACAGCGCCAUCUGUUGAAAUUCGAAGCGCUUUAUCCCCCCGAUGCGGCCGUACUAGGGUUCGUACGUAAGGAACCCGUGUACGCCCGUGAGUGCGUAUACGUGUGCCGUUCAAGAGAUACGUGGUUAAAGGAAGCCAAGGUUGUCAAAAUGGGAGAAAAGCCUUAUAAGAUCGUUAAGGCUAGGCCCAAAUGGGAUAAGCUCUCAAAUAAAAUGAUUACUGAUAAACCCCUGGAAGUGUUCGGGCCUUGGCAAAUCCAAGACUAUGAGCCGCCGACGGCUGAAAAUGGCAUAGUCCCCAGAAAUGCAUACGGAAAUGUCGAACUAUUCAAGGAAUCUAUGUUACCCAAGGGAACGGUGCAUAUUAAGUUGCCAGCUUUAAACAGAGUGGCGAAGAAACUAAACAUAGAUUGCGCCCCGGCUAUGACGGGUUUCGAUUUCAAUGGCGGCUACACUCAUCCGGUGUUCGAUGGAUUCGUUGUUUGCAAGGAAUUCGAGGAAAUCAUCACUGAAGCUUGGGUUAAGGACCAAGAAGAGUUAGAGAAGAGAGAAAGAGAAAAAAUUGAGACGCGUGUCUAUGGUAAUUGGAGGAGGCUCAUUAAAGGCCUCUUUAUUAAAGAGAGGCUCAAAGCUAAAUAUGGAUUUGAAGAGCCGAGUACUUCUGAUAAUAAGAAACGUAAAGGGCCGCGAUUCGUAACUUCUAAGAAGGUUUAAUUUUAUAUUUUUUUGUGAUAAAAUCACAGUAAAAUUAAUUUUAAGAUUUUUCGCUUAUUUUUGAUAUAGCUUAGUAAGAGCUGGUAUUAUCUUAGUAUUAUUUUGUCACUGGUAACAUUCUCAUACUUAAUUUGGUACAAGUUGCCUGGGUAUUUUUAUUGGUAAAUAUGUAAACGUCACAAAAAAAUACACGUCCAAUUAAUAACCUCCUCAUUCGGUUAUAACUUGCCAUAUUGGCCUCAUAGCCUAGCGGUCUUAUUAAGUGGCAGCUAGGUGAGGGGUACCGGGUUCGAUUCCCGGUUCGAGGGCAAGUUUUAAUUUAAUUUAAAUUUGU